GUAAGGCUCAAUAAGAAGAGAGAAAGGCAUAAAGCAGCCUCCUUGCUUACAACUUGGUUUUCAUUGCAGGUGGCAAAUCUGGCCUGUUCCAUCUCAAAUAAUGAAGAAGGUGUGAAGUUAGUUCGUAUGGCAGCAACGCAGAUUGAUAGUCUGUGCCCACAGGUCAUAAAUGCUGCACUCACGUUGGCUGCCAGACCCCAGAGCAAAGUAGCGCAGGACAACAUGGACGUCUUUAAAGAUCAGUGGGAGAAACAAGUGCGAGUUCUCACCGAGGCUGUGGAUGACAUCACUUCGGUGGACGAUUUCCUCUCCGUUUCAGAAAACCACAUUCUGGAAGAUGUGAAUAAAUGUGUGAUUGCUCUCCAAGAGGGGGAUGUCGAUACGUUGGACAGAACUGCGGGUGCCAUCCGAGGCCGUGCAGCCAGAGUUAUUCACAUCAUCAAUGCAGAGAUGGAAAACUACGAAACUGGAGUUUAUACUGAGAAGGUACUGGAAGCUACCAAACUGCUCUCCGAAACUGUUAUGCCACGUUUUGCUGAACAAGUCGAGGUGGCCAUUGAAGCUCUGAGUGCGAAUGUCCCGCAGCCAUUUGAAGAGAAUGAGUUCAUCGAUGCCUCCCGCUUGGUUUAUGAUGGAGUUCGUGACAUCAGGAAAGCUGUUCUGAUGAUAAGGACCCCUGAAGAGCUAGAGGAUGAUUCUGAUUUUGAGCAGGAAGAUUAUGACGUUCGCAGCCGAACAAGUGUUCAGACUGAAGAUGACCAGCUUAUUGCUGGCCAGAGCGCAAGGGCUAUCAUGGCUCAGCUUCCCCAGGAGGAGAAGGCGAAGAUUGCUGAGCAGGUAGAGAUAUUCCACCAAGAAAAGAGCAAACUGGAUGCGGAGGUGGCCAAGUGGGAUGACAGCGGUAAUGACAUCAUUGUGCUGGCAAAGCAGAUGUGCAUGAUCAUGAUGGAAAUGACAGACUUUACCAGAGGUAAAGGCCCCCUGAAGAACACAUCCGAUGUCAUUAAUGCAGCCAAGAAGAUUGCAGAGGCAGGGUCAAGGAUGGACAAAUUGGCACGGGCGGUAGCUGAUCAGUGCCCAGACUCAGCCUGCAAACAGGAUCUGCUGGCCUACCUGCAGCGCAUUGCCCUCUACUGCCACCAACUCAAUAUCUGCAGCAAAGUGAAGGCAGAAGUUCAGAACCUGGGAGGAGAACUUAUUGUAUCAGGGCUGGACAGUGCCACUUCUCUCAUCCAGGCAGCUAAAAAUCUGAUGAACGCUGUGGUCCUUACAGUGAAAGCAUCGUAUGUGGCUUCUACGAAAUAUCAGAAGGUCUAUGGCACUGCUGCAGUGAACUCACCAGUUGUAUCUUGGAAGAUGAAGGCACCUGAGAAGAAGCCUCUAGUAAAGAGAGAAAAACCAGAAGAAUACCAAACAAGAGUGAGGAGAGGGUCCCAGAAGAAACAUAUUUCCCCUGUACAGGCCUUAAGUGAAUUUAAAGCUAUGGAUUCCUUCUAAACCACUAAGCUUUACCAGGAGGGUUUUAUAUUCUUUUUUGUAUGCAUACCUGCCGACUUGUAUGCGUCUGGCAUGGGGUGGGGGGAAGCAGCCUCAAUUUGCAUGCAACCUAAGACUCUGUUGAAGUACCUAACUUUCUGCAAUGCCAAAAUUUAGGGCAUUUUCUUCUGAUGUUAGACAGACAUAUUCCAGGCUUCCUUUUUAAACUAAACUAUAGCAUUGAAUUGGCCAAAGAAUCUGCAUCACGGGGGUACGUGUGGGUUAAAUAAAAAAUUCAAAUCUAAACCCAGAAAUUUUUGUGCAUGCAAGAAACAUUAGGUUGGCAGGUAUAUAAAGUGAACAAAAUGGAAUUGUAAUGAUAGACCAUAAAGCUUGUAUUGCUUCUGUUCCAGUGCAAAAAUGUACUAGCCAAUAUGCUUAAAUGUGUGGCCCAAUAACUAAAUGAUAUAACUUUUAAGUCAUCUUCAUUAUAGUAUGUGAAUUUUUAAAGCAGAUACAAACUAAUUCAUCUUAAAAAUGCUUCUUUUAAACCAUAUUUUGUUCUUUAUAUUCUAGUAGUGUUAUGAUUGCUCACAUUUCAAUUAAUCCCAUUAAUAUGACCAGAGGUUUACUUUUGCCAAUUGAAUUCCUUAUGGUGGAGUAUGAAGCACAAUAUGGUGAUUGACAUUGCCUUUUAUAUUAUGAUUAUUAUUAUGAUUAUUAUUAUAAUAUUAGUAAUAGAAGACCUGGUGGUGGAAUGUUUAGCAACACGGAACUGACAGUGUGAGAAUUUAGAGGCAAAUAUGUAGGUGUAGCUUGGAUUACAGGUAUCUGACAUACCAUUGUAACCACUAACUCAAUAAACUCAUUUAACCUUGGAAUCCUCAA
Messenger RNA from Mesitornis unicolor (brown roatelo), 2364 nucleotides. RefSeq names its product catenin alpha-2. The record is from RefSeq and is a predicted model, not a curated record. The annotation marks the transcript as partial. The transcript has 9 exons. Gene Ontology annotation, molecular function: actin filament binding; beta-catenin binding; cadherin binding. Lineage: Eukaryota; Metazoa; Chordata; Aves; Mesitornithiformes; Mesitornithidae. Gene Ontology annotation, biological process: cell migration; cell-cell adhesion. Gene Ontology annotation, cellular component: adherens junction; catenin complex.